Messenger RNA from Carassius gibelio (silver crucian carp), 2243 nucleotides. Its product is annotated as dynamin-1-like. The transcript is spliced from 16 exons. The coding region runs from base 226 to 2049 and encodes 607 amino acids. Gene Ontology annotation, cellular component: cytoplasm; membrane; microtubule. Gene Ontology annotation, molecular function: microtubule binding; GTP binding; GTPase activity. Lineage: Eukaryota; Metazoa; Chordata; Actinopteri; Cypriniformes; Cyprinidae. The record is from RefSeq and is a predicted model, not a curated record.
CGCUCCAGGAGCAGAUCUCACAGCGGCGGUGGAAAGGCAGGGUGCAUCCUGUAGGGAGGAGGACGUAUGUCGAUUCGCCGAGGUGCCUGCCUGGGAAAUUGAAUGAAACGCUGCAAGGGACGGCUUUUAGAUAUUUUUUGGGCCUGCCAAUUUGGGCUCCGUUUAGUGUCGAUUACAUCGGUUUUUCAUUCACUGUGAAAUAGAGCCUUUUAUUUAUCCCACAAGAUGGGCAAUCGGGGAAUGGAGGACUUGAUUCCUCUGGUAAACCGACUGCAGGACGCGUUCUCUGCCAUCGGACAAAAUGCCAACCUGGACCUUCCUCAGAUCGCAGUGGUCGGCGGUCAGAGUGCUGGGAAGAGCUCGGUAUUGGAGAACUUCGUUGGGAAGGAUUUUCUGCCUCGUGGCUCUGGUAUUGUCACUCGGCGCCCCCUAGUGCUGCAGCUCAUCAACUGCCCUACUGAAUAUGCAGAGUUUUUGCAAUGCAAAGGGAAGAAGUUUACCGAUUUUGAUGAGGUUCGUCAGGAGAUUGAGGCAGAAACAGAUCGCCUGACUGGCCAAAACAAAGGCAUUUCACCAGUCCCUAUCAAUUUGCGUGUCUAUUCGCCUCAUGUUUUGAAUCUCACCCUUGUGGACUUGCCUGGUAUGACCAAAGUGCCGGUAGGUGACCAGCCACCUGACAUUGAGUUUCAGAUCAGGGAUAUGCUAAUGCAGUUUGUGACUAAGGACAACUGUUUGUUGCUGGCUGUGUCUCCGGCCAACUCUGACCUGGCCAACUCAGAUGCCCUCAAGAUUGCUAAGGAGGUGGACCCUCAGGGCAUGAGAACUAUAGGUGUUAUCACUAAAUUAGAUCUAAUGGAUGAAGGAACGGAUGCACGUGACAUCCUGGAGAACAAGCUUCUUCCUUUACGCAGAGGCUACAUUGGGGUUGUGAACCGCAGUCAGAAGGACAUUGAUGGCAAGAAGGACAUCAAUGCUGCAAUAGCAGCGGAGAGGAAGUUCUUCCUCACCCACCCAGCCUACAGACACCUGGCUGAUCGCAUGGGGACUCCCUACCUGCAGAAAGUUCUUAACCAGCAAUUAACUAACCACAUCCGAGACACUCUGCCAGGACUGAGGAAUAAACUUCAGAGCCAGCUGCUGUCUAUUGAGAAAGAGGUGGAGGAGUACAAGCAUUUCUGUCCCGAUGAUCCUUCUCGCAAAACCAAGGCUCUGCUACAGAUGGUGCAGCAGUUCGCAGUGGAUUUUGAGAAGUGCAUUGAGGGUUCAGGAGAUCAGGUGGACACAGUGGAGCUGUCCGGAGGUGCAAGGAUCAAUCGCAUCUUCCAUGAGCGCUUCCCCUUUGAGCUGGUUAAGAUGGAGUUUGAUGAGAAAGAGCUGCGUAAGGAGAUCAGUUACGCCAUCAAGAACAUCCACGGAAUCAGGACCGGUCUGUUUACUCCAGACAUGGCCUUUGAGACUAUUGUUAAACGGCAGAUUGCAAAGAUCAAGGAGCCGUGUCAGAAAUGUGUGGACCUUGUCAUCACUGAGCUGGUCAAUACAGUCAGGCAGUGCACCAAGAAGUUGGCUCAGUACCCCAUGCUUAGAGAGGAAAUGGAGAGGAUUGUCACCCAGCACAUCCGCGAUCGAGAGAGUCGCACUAAGAAUCAGGUCAUGUUGCUAAUUGACAUCGAGCUAGCCUACAUGAACACCAAUCAUGAGGAUUUCAUCGGUUUUGCAAACGCCCAGCAGAGAAGCAGUCAGAUGAAUAAGAAGAAGGCUGCUGGCAACCAGGAUGAGAUAAUGGUGAUCCGAAAGGGUUGGCUGACCAUCAAUAACAUUGGCAUCAUGAAAGGAGGAGCGAAGGAAUAUUGGUUUGUCCUGACCGCUGAGAAUCUGUCCUGGUACAAAGAUGAUGAGGAGAAAGAGAAGAAGUACAUGCUUCCAUUGGACAACCUGAAGCUCAGAGAUAUAGAGAAGAGUUUCAUGUCAAGCAAGCACGUGUUCGCUCUCUUUAACACUGAACAGAGGUUAGAGAAAAUAUUUUACUCACUGCAGAGCUCUCUGAAAUAAAGAAAUACAUUAAUAUCCACAAUGCAUAAUUCAUUUUAAUAUAAACUGCAAUUUCUUGAAUUGUCUUAUGCGCACAAAAGCUGCAUUCAUUUGAUCAAAAACAAAGUAAAAACAGUAAAACUAUGAAAUAUUUGUACAAUUUAAAAUCGUAAUUUAUAACCGUUUGAAUGUAUUUUACAAUGUAAUAUAUUCUU